AUGGACGGGGCUCAGGCUCCGGCGCCGCACCUAGCUUCAAGGACAGAAUUGGAAGAAUUUCCAAAAUCGGUAGCGUGCAAGCAAUUGCUGAGAGUCAUCGCAAACCUAACACCAGCAUGCAUUGAGAAGUUUCAUAAAUUUGGUAGAAGAGACGCUCUUCAGUAUGGUAUCAGCACCGAUCGGUCACAGGCAGAAACCAUGGGGAAAGCUAAGAACGAACUCGAAGAGUUCAUUGCGAAUAUCCCAGACUCAAAACUCACGGGCUUUCCAUCGGUUGAGACUACGGUCUACAAGACCCGCAAUUUCCGCUUAGACAUGCAAACGGUCACUACUAAAGAUCCGCGAUGCUACAACCUGCACGUGCAGAUCAACAGGGGGACCCUCAUCACUUCGUUGAAGAGAUUUGCAGGGAAGUCGCUCUCCAUCGCCUUGGUGCCGGUCAAGGAAGAGGCUUGGACGCCUGCGGAAGUUCGCGCGGAACUGGAGAAGAAUAGGAUCAUCUAA
This is a messenger RNA of Letharia columbiana, 504 nucleotides long. RefSeq lists its product as uncharacterized. NCBI's taxonomy places the organism in Eukaryota, Fungi, Ascomycota, Lecanoromycetes, Lecanorales, Parmeliaceae. The transcript is spliced from 2 exons. Bases 1 to 504 code for a protein of 167 amino acids. The record is from RefSeq and is a predicted model, not a curated record.